AUGGAGAAUAGCAGAAAGUUCGCUAUUGAUAUUGGAGGGACCUUGGCAAAAGUAGCGUACUUAGACCAAGAUGAGCCUGCUUCUGAUUUGGAUUUUAGGACUUCUUACGGCACAAUUCACUUGGCUGUAUUUCAAAGCAGAGAUAUCGACCAAACCAUCGGGUUUUUGAAAAACUUAGGAUUCAAUAGCAAAGAAUUGCCUGUGACAGGGGGAGGGGCUUAUAAAUUUAGCAGUGAGCUUGAGGUAUAAUAAAUAUAGAGAGAGCUCCACACAACGGUUAUUAAGGUUGACGAAAUCCAAAGCUUGAAUGCUGGGUUCAGCGAGGUUCUCAAAGAAGUGCCAGAGCCUGCUUAUACAUUUUCGAUAGAAAGAGGAAAACAAAGUGUGGUCCCUAGGCCUUUGCCAAGCUUACUUUGCAAUAUUGGCUCAGGAGUAUCAAUUAUUAAAUUAGAAGAAGAAAGGAUUUCAAGAGUUACUGGGACUUGUUUGGGAGGAGGCACAUGUUUAGGACUCGCCACUGCAAUUUUGGGAAUAGAAAGCUAUGAGGAGCUGCUAGAAUUAUGUCAGCACGGGAAUGCAAAUAAUACCGAUUUAUUGAUGUCUGAUAUAUAUGGGUCAGGAUAUCCAGACACUUUGGCUGUUUCACUAGGGAAAAUUGCGAUGAAGGAUACAAAUGAGUUUCAAAGAGCUGAUAUAGCGAAGAGCUUAUUAAAUAUGGUAGGAUAUAAUAUUGGGCAGAUUGCAUAUCUAGCAACUAAACUUGAAAAAACAGAUCACGUUUAUUUUGCAGGGAAUUUUAUUAGGGGAUAUGAAUACACGAUGGAUAGAAUUAACUAUUCAGUGGAGUAUUGGUCACAAGGGAAAACUACAGCUCUGUUUUUGAAACAUGAUGGAUAUUUUGGUGCUUUAGGGGCACUUCUGAAAGUAUUGAAUCAAUAA
This is a messenger RNA of Blepharisma stoltei, 939 nucleotides long. NCBI's taxonomy places the organism in Eukaryota, Ciliophora, Heterotrichea, Heterotrichida, Blepharismidae. The record is from the annotation of a GenBank genome assembly.